AUGCAACCUCCUCCUCCUUCUCCGAUUCCACAGGCCAUUACGCCUCCUCCUCCACCUCAAUCCACCAUUCCAAUUCCGUUUCCUCCUCUUUCUCCGCCGCCGUCUCCUCCUCCACCAUCACCUCCGCCGCCGCCGAUUCAAAGAUCUCCUCCUCCUCCGCCGCGUGCGUUAGCUUCUCCUCCACAAUCUAAUAGACACCAACCACGGCGGCUACGGCCGCCAUCUCCUCCUCCUCCUGCACGGGUCUUCAAACAGUCGGACAAAAGCGGAUUAAACACAGGGAAAACGGUGGGUCUGGUAUUUGCUGGGUUUGCAGCAAUCUUACAGAUUUGCGUUGUUGCCUUCUUAGUUUUCAAGAGAAAGCAGCUUCUAAGAAUGACACACACUUAUUGA
Messenger RNA from Arabis nemorensis, 393 nucleotides. Lineage: Eukaryota; Viridiplantae; Streptophyta; Magnoliopsida; Brassicales; Brassicaceae. The record is from the annotation of a GenBank genome assembly.